This is a messenger RNA of Suncus etruscus (white-toothed pygmy shrew), 838 nucleotides long. It is a transcript of the gene JPT2, whose product is annotated as Jupiter microtubule associated homolog 2. Gene Ontology annotation, cellular component: nucleus. The transcript has 5 exons. NCBI's taxonomy places the organism in Eukaryota, Metazoa, Chordata, Mammalia, Eulipotyphla, Soricidae. Bases 32 to 538 code for a protein of 168 amino acids. The record is from RefSeq and is a predicted model, not a curated record.
GUGCGGCGGCGGCGGGGAGCGAGAGUGAACAAUGUUUCGGGGUCCGGAGAGUGCGGGGCCCCCGGCGGGCGCCAGGCCCAACAGAAUGGCGUCGGAUAUCUUCGGACCCACCAAAGAACCUCAGAACGCUCCGAAGAGGACCAACCCCCCAGGAGGGAAAGGGAGCGGUAUCUUCGAGUCGUCAGUGCCCCAGCAGCCUCCACAACGCCUAAACCCGCCAGGGGGGAAGACCAGCGACAUUUUUGGGUCCCCGAUGACCAUCGCUGCACCCUUGGCUCACCCAAAUAAACCCAAGGACCAUUCGUUCAUGUGUGAAGGCGAUGACCCCCAGCCUGAACCAACAGGCACUCUGCCACCUCUCUUCACAGCUGCAGCUAGUUCGGCACCUGGAGAAGCACGGGCCCAGGCAGCAGACAGCGUCAACCCCGAACCCAUGCCAACCCUGGACAGCCAUGAGCCCAGGCUGGGGCCCCGGCCUCGCUCCCAUAACAAAGUUCUCAACCCGCCCGGAGGCAAAUCCAGCAUCUCCUUCUUCUGACAGGCCAGAGGCCCCGGCCUCCCACUCUCAGCCCAGACCUCACUUUCUGGGUGCCUGGGUCCCUGCUGUCAUUGCUGGGGGCUGCCCAGGCCCCCACAACUCACCUUUCAAGUGCUGAAACCCAAUGGCUCCCCUGAAAUUCGCUCCUCUGGAGAACUGGGGAUGGCGGUGAACGGGGCCCCAUCUUUGCUGCUCAUUCCCACUGUGGCUGUUGGCUGGGGAUUAGGACAGCUCCGCCUCUGUUCAGAGUUCUCCCAAUCUCAGUUGUUGUGGGGAGGAAGAAUGAGUCCAAGCCAGGAC